CUGGAGCUCAGGAGGAGUGAAAGUUAGGAGAGGAGGAGAGGAGCAGCGGACUGCAGGAGCCUCAGGAGCAACAAGGGAGUUCCAACCAAAAUGUUGCCCACCCGGUGCCUCGUGUUGGUGCUGUUGGAGCUGACCCUCGCUCAGUACGAACACCUCGGCUACCCGCCGGGUUACGACACCGAGCAGGAGCUGUACAGUGCCCCCCAGCUGACGCCCGACACGCCCAGGAUCCAGCUCCGACUGUCGGGCGAUAAGAGGAAACACAACGAGGGCCGCGUGGAGGUCUACUACAAGAACGAGUGGGGCACGGUGUGUGACGACGACUUCAACAUCCACUCGGCUCAGGUGGUGUGCCGAGAGCUGGGGUACCUGGAGGCCAUCUCAUGGUCGCCGUCGUCCAAAUAUGGGAAAGGAACAGGUCCCAUCUGGUUCGACAAUCUCCACUGCACGGGCAAAGAGAAGACGUUAGCGCUGUGUCCGUCCAACGGGAUCGGCGUGUCCGACUGCAAGCACAGCGAGGACGUGGGCGUGGUCUGCAGCGACAAGAGGAUCCCCGGGUUCAGGUUCAUCAACUCCCUGCCCAACCAUGUCGAGAACAUCGAUAUCCAGGUGGAGGACGUGCGCAUCAGAGCCAUCCUGUCCUCGUACAGGAAGCGGAUCCCGGUGACGGAGGGCUACGUGGAGGUGAAGGACGGCGGUAAAUGGAAGCAGAUCUGUAACACGGACUGGUCCCCGCUAAACGCCCGAGUGAUCUGCGGCAUGUUCGGCUUCCCCGGAGAGAGGAAGUACAACGCCAGGGUCUACAAGAUGUUCGCUCGCCGCAGGAAACCCUCGUACUGGGACUACGCUGUGAACUGCACUGGGAAUGAGGCGCACCUCUCCAGCUGUAAACUGGGGCAGGCUUCACCGCUGAAGUCCAACGUGACCUGUGGGGGGGGGUUGCCUGUGGUGGUGAGCUGUGUGGCCGGAAGAGACUUCGCCCCCACCCCCAUGACGGGGUUCAGGAAGGCCUUCAGACAGGAGCAGCCGUUGGUGCGUCUGCGUGGGGGGGCCAUCGUGGGCGAGGGCCGGGUGGAGGUGCUGAAGAACGGGGAGUGGGGGACCAUCUGCGACGAUAACUGGAGCCUGCUGUCGGCCACCGUGGUCUGCAGGGAGCUGGGCCUCGGGACGGCCAAAGAGGCGCUGUCUGGAGGACGCCUGGGACAAGGGAUGGGUCCGGUGCACAUGAACGAGGUGCAGUGCUCUGGGUUUGAGAAGUCCAUCACCGAGUGCUCCUUCAACAAGGAGUCGGCGGGCUGCAGCCACGAGGAGGACGCCGCCGUCCGCUGCAACGUCCCCGCCAUGGGCUUCCAGCAGUCGCUGCGCCUCAGCGGGGGCCGUAACCCGUUCGAGGGCCGGGUGGAAGUGCUGAUGGAGAAGAACGGCUCUCUGGUCUGGGGCACGGUGUGCAGCGAGGGCUGGGGGACCAUGGAGGCCAUGGUGGUCUGCAGGCAGCUGGGACUGGGAUUCGCCAGCAACGCCUUCCAGGAGACGUGGUACUGGCCGGGCGAGGUGAGCGCUGACUCGGUGGUGAUGAGCGGGGUCCGCUGCUCUGGCACCGAGAUGUCUCUGAACCACUGUCUGCACCACGGGCCCCACCUAAGCUGCUCAAAGGGGGGGGGCCGCAAUGCCGCCGGGGUCUCCUGCUCCGAGACGGCCCCGGACCUGGUUCUGAACCCCCAGGUGGUGGAGCAGACCACCUACAUGGAGGACCGGCCCAUGUUCAUGCUGCAGUGCGCCUACGAGGAGAACUGCCUGUCCUCCACGUCCAGCGACACGCCGGCCAACUCGUACCGCCGCCUGCUGCGCUUCUCCUCCCAGAUCCACAACAACGGCCAGUCCGACUUCAGGCCCAAAGCGGGGCGCCACUCCUGGGUGUGGCACGACUGUCACAGGCAUUACCACAGCAUGGAGGUGUUCACCCUCUAUGACCUGUUCACCCUCAACGGGACCAAAGUGGCGGAGGGACACAAAGCCAGUUUCUGUCUGGAGGACUCCGAGUGUGACGAAGGAAUCGAGAAGAGAUAUGAGUGCGCUAACUUCGGAGAGCAGGGGAUCACUGUGGGCUGCUGGGACACGUACCGACACGACAUCGACUGCCAGUGGAUCGACAUCACCGACAUCAAACCUGGAGACUAUAUCUUCCAGAUAGUGAUCAACCCGAACUACGAGGUGCCGGAGUCGGACUACAGCAACAACAUCAUGAAGUGCAGGUGUCGAUACGACGGCCAUCGGGUCUGGAUGUACAGCUGCCAUAACGGCGGGUCUUUAAGCACUGAGACGGAGCAGACGUUCCCCGGCCUCCUCAACAACCAGGUGACCCACAGGUAGAGACGCUGCAGACCCCCACACCCCCCCUGCAGUGGAGACCCCUGAUCAACAUCCAAAGACUCUUAUAAACUCUGGCCAGACCCCCUUUAAAUAUUCUCCUCCAUCCAUGAGGCAGCAUCUUCCAUUCCUCCUCCCCAUGAAGCUACCUGAUGGGAAGAUGGGCACUGCCACAGGUUGCUAGCCGCUAGUUGCUAGCUUCCAUUUUAACCAACGCAUCACCCGUGUGUGUUCCUUGCUCUGGAUCAGCCCGGAGUCGGAGCCUCUCCACGGCUCCUCAGAAACCCAUAGGCCAUGUAACGGGAAAGAUUGUCCAUAUUUUAUGUUCCAUGGUAAACACCCAUUCUAAGUCUUCAAGGCUGAAUAGAGCAGUGCAGGAAUGAGUCAGCACUUCCUGUCCCCUGGUCUGGAGGUCAAUGGUUUGCUGAAUGUGAUUGUGGUUUACAGAGAGGCAGAGAUUUACACAUUUGGUUCUACCACAAAAACAGGUUGCUAACGAGACGACUAAACGCCCAACAUUAGCCACCGUUAGCUUAGCAUAUGUGUAGAUCAUCCUGCUGAACUAAACGUUUGUUCGACACAGAGAGUAUGUUCUGCAAUAAUCCAAAAUCACAUGAAGAAAUCCCAUUGGACCAGGGAGAUGCUGCCUUCAGGGUCCAACACAGAAAAAGGACACUCCUGCGCCGCUCUUCUCUGACAGUGAUGGAAAACUCCUCCCUGUGUAUUCAGUGGGAGUGGCAGAUAUUACUUACUGUAUUGAAGUUUUUUGACUGUUUUACUCCUUACGUUCAAUACUGUGUGUGUUAAUGCUAUUUUAUUGUCCUUUUUAUAAUGGUGCUAUCUAACCGCUCCUCUGUUUUCUGAGGGUGCGGUACACGUUGAACAGCUACAUUAUGUAUACUAACAGUAUACUUGAACUGACCGUAUCAAACAUUUGCUUUGUGUGUAAAACUGUAAUAAAGGUCUGAGUUAUGGAGCAACCAAA
This is a messenger RNA of Eleginops maclovinus (Patagonian blennie), 3352 nucleotides long. It is a transcript of the gene loxl2b, whose product is annotated as lysyl oxidase-like 2b. The transcript has 14 exons. Gene Ontology annotation, biological process: collagen fibril organization; peptidyl-lysine oxidation; sprouting angiogenesis. Lineage: Eukaryota; Metazoa; Chordata; Actinopteri; Perciformes; Eleginopidae. Gene Ontology annotation, cellular component: membrane. Gene Ontology annotation, molecular function: protein-lysine 6-oxidase activity; copper ion binding. The record is from RefSeq and is a predicted model, not a curated record. Bases 91 to 2370 code for a protein of 759 amino acids.